Messenger RNA from Macrobrachium nipponense, 8044 nucleotides. Its product is annotated as tigger transposable element-derived protein 1-like. Bases 1670 to 2629 code for a protein of 319 amino acids. The record is from RefSeq and is a predicted model, not a curated record. Gene Ontology annotation, molecular function: DNA binding. Gene Ontology annotation, cellular component: nucleus. The transcript is spliced from 2 exons. Lineage: Eukaryota; Metazoa; Arthropoda; Malacostraca; Decapoda; Palaemonidae.
UCAGUUUGUACGUAAUGUACAUGAAAAGGCUGGAAAAUAAGAGAUCUGUUUAUAAUAGUAGUAGUAUACUUAAAUAUACAAAUUAAUAUUUUCUGUGCAAAAUUGUAGCCAAAUUGCCCAGUUCAAUAUAAUAAAACUACACUUACAGAGUCAGUGUACUACUUCACUCUAUUAUUAAUGCGAAGGUUUCUAUUCCUGAAUACAUCUUAAGCAUUUUAGUUGCACUGUGCAUGGGAUUGUUGCUUAAAAAAGGGAUUUUGACAAAGGAAAAAUCUUUUUCUGGGGGAAGACCUGUGUUGCCCGAUGAAAAGUUCCUGUAGCUCAAUUUUCUAAGUAUAAAUAGAUUCUAAAUAUACCAGAGAAAAAAGCUAGCAUGGUGUGCUGAGGUUACUACCCUCACGCAAACACCCAAAGGGUGUCGGGUAUAAAGUACAAGGCGAGUGGAAGCCACUGUUCACAGGUCUUCUGCCAAUUAGAGGAUCCCUUUCCAAAAUCCCUCUCCUGGAAAGAGCCGUUGUAAAGGCGCCUCCUCCCUCACGCUUCUACUACUAUACUACCCGAUCCGCGCACUAUCUUCAUUCCUGUACUUAGAUGUGAUAUGCACUUCUUUUUUGAAAGUACACCUAACAAGAUUCCAAAGGAUUUUCAAAAAAUGAACUGCUACAGGAGUAACAGGAUCAGUGCCUCCAGUGACCAACAUACUUUCCCUAUUAGACUAGGAAAUGGAGUUUACCAAAAAGGAGAUUGUCUUUCAUGCUCUAGGAGACAUCAAGGGUUGUUGCACAGUCCAAUAUGAUAUCAAACCUUUUAAAUGCCCCAGUUUCAUCCAUAGAUGUAGGUACAAAACUGUUUAUUAAGAGCACUGUUGUUCUUUUGUAUCCAAUGUUUUGAGUGAAGGUGUAAGCAAAGGUUAGCUACCAAAGCAGCCAUUCACUAACUAACUUUGGAAGUUUCUUCAGCUACCUGUACAGUGGAACCUCGACAUAUGAAAGUCCCUACUUACGAAAAAUCCAAGUUAUGAAAGCAAAGACGAAGAUUUUUUGCUUCUGCAUACACAAAUAAUUCAGGUUACGAAAGGGUGUACUGUAAAGUCCGAGAUUCGCCCAGACCGCCAAGAACAAUUUUAAAACUUGCGCGCCUCUAACUCUGUAGACUGCCACCAUCCUCCCACUCUCCCAUUGGUUCCUGAUGCUAGUCACCGCUGUAAGAUCCUGCUCUCCUAUUGGUCAGCAUCUAUCCCAUCAUGCCUCUACGUAAAGGCGUCAUUCGGCCACUUUGUCGCACCAGCGUUAUCGUACGCACGCAGAAUUCGUUCAUGCACAUGUACGUAUUUCGUUAGUUAACUUAAAUUCGUGUUAGUGAUUUCGCUUUCUAUUUGUACGUAUACUUUAUCAUGAUGUGUGUGAACUUAAUUAACUUAAUUAUAGCCAUGGGUCCCAAGAAUGUUGCUGAAGUUUACGGAAAGAAGAGGAUGCUUUCUUUGGAGACAAAGAUGGAGAUCAUUAAAAAGUAUGAAGCUGGCAUGCGGCUGAGUGUGAUUGCUAAGGAAUAUGGCUGAAAUCUGUUGACGAUAGGCACCAUCCUUAAACAGAAAGAAGCCAUCAAAGCAGCUACACCCUCCAAGGGUGUGACUAUUUUGUCCAACAAGAGGAGCCAUGAGCAUGAUAAGAUGGAGAGGCUGCUUCUUGUAUGGAUAAAAGACAAAGAAAUCACUGGCGAUACGAUAACUGAGACGGCAAUCUGCCAGAACGCCAGCGCUAUUUUCGGUGAUCUGAUUGCCCAGGCGACGGGAGAAGGGACAUCGACGCCAACCCCAGACUUCAAGGCUUCUCAUGGGUGGUUUGAUAAAUUCCGUAAAUGGACUGGCAUCCAUUCAGUUUUGCGGCAUGGGGAGGCUGCCAGCUCGGACACGAAAGCGGCCGAAGCCUUUAUCAAGACGUUUGAUGAGAUGACGAUCAAGGAAGGCUACAGUUCUCAGCAAGUCUUCAACUGUGAUGAGACUGGCCUUUUUUGGAAAAAAAUGCCUUGUCGGACGUACAUCACGGAGGAAGAGAAGAAACUACCCAGGCAUAAGCCUAUGAAAGACAGGCUUACGCUCGCACUAUGUUCCAACGCCAGUGGGGAUUGUAAAGUCAAGCCCCUACUUAUGUAUCAUUCGGAGACUUCUCGAGCCUUCAAGGCCCACAACAUGCUAAAAGAGGAGCUUCCAGUGAUGUGGAGGGCUAAUGCGAAAGCCUGGGUAACGAGACUUUUGUUCACCGAGUGGGUAAAUCUGUGUUUCUGCCCAACAUUGAAGAAAUUCUUGGAAGAGAAGCGCCUCCCUCUGAAAUGUCUGCUGUUGUUGGACAAUGCCCCUACUCGCCCUCCUGGCCUCGAGGAAGAUAUCCUAGCAGAGUAUUCUUUCAUCAAGGUUCUUUAUCUUCUGCCUAACACCACCCCUCUCCUCCAGCCCAUGGACCAGCAAGUGAUAUCGAACUUCAAAAAGCUGUAUACGAAACAUCUUUUCAAGAGAUGUUUCGACAUCACCGAUACCACAAACCUCACCUUACGUGAAUUUUGGAAGGAACAUUUUGAUAUUGUGAUAUGCAUCCGACUCAUCGAUCAAGCUUGGCAGGAGGUUUCGAGGUGAACCUAGAAUUCUUCGUGGAGGAAACUCUGGCCUGAUGCUGUAUCCGCCCGAGACUUCGAGGGAUUCAACGUGGGCGAAGCUGAUGCUGAUUCAGAAACAGUAGACAAUCCUGAAACUGUUUCGCAACCAGAUCUUGACGAGAUUGUUGCACUCGGCAAGUCCAGUCCAUGGGGCUGGUCGUCGACGAGGAUCACAUCCAUGACCUUCUAGGAGCACCAAGAGGAGCUUACGACGGAUAACCUGAAGGAGUUGGAGGCCAUGCAGCAGCGAGGAGGAGGAUGAGGAGGACCCUAUGACAACGGCAGAAAUUAAGGAUGCUCUAGCUGCUUUUCAUAAAGUGCAAUAAUUUGUAGAAAAGAGACACCCCGAAAGGCUUACACAGGUCGUAUGCUUGCGCAGUUUGAUGACGUUUACCCGAGUCGUUUCAGGAACAUUUUGAAAAGCAGGCAGAAGCAAUCUUCCUUGGAUAGUUAUUUCUUAAAGAGGCCUUUAGUAGUAGUAAGCAAACAGGAAGAUCCAAGUGAUACAAAAAAACCGAAAGUUGAAAGUGGUGAAGAAAUUGAAAUUUUGUAAAAAAUGUAAAAUAUGAAAAGUAAAAAAAAAGUAAAACUCAAAAAAAGAAAAAAAAAAGUAAUUUAAUUUUAAGUUUUUUGUAAAGUUAAGUGUUAGUUUUCUGCCAUUUGUUAAUGUGUUUCGUAAAGUUUAGUGUUAAUGUUUUCUGCCAUUUUUUAAUGUGUUUCGUAAAGUUAAGUGUUCAUGUUUUCUGCCAUUGUCCACCUCCUCUGUCGCCACUUUCGGAGAUCGCCUCACUCGAAAGGUAAGGUUCCACAUUUUACUACAUAUGUACGUACGGUAUUUCUUGUACCAUGUAUACACUAAUACUUUAUUUACAGGUAUAGUAUAGUUUAUGUUAGGUAUUGAAUGGUCCAAAUUGUUGUAUUUCAUUGUUUAUUGGUCAAUUUAGCUUUAUUAUAAAAUUUACUGUGGUGUUUUUGUAGGGCUUGAAACGAAUUAGGCAAUUUACAUGUAAAAUGUGGUUCGAGAUACGAAAAAAUCAGGUUACGAAAGCCGCUUCGGAACGGAUUAAUUUCGUAUCCUGAAGCACUACUAUAUUUAAAUAUUAAUAUUGGUAGUACUGUAAUUAAAUAUGGGAGUUUUUUCAUGAAGACAUUUCAUUUUAAGGGAAUUUUUUUGAGUGAAAUUUGUUUGUUGCACUUAUAUUAUUUAGUUACAUGUUGGUUCUUGGCCUUAGCUUGUUAGUCUCCUUCACUUGCAUAUAAAUGUCAAUAGUAAAUAAAUUCAUUUUUAAAUGUAUACAUUUGCUUAUUGUAAAUAUUGUAAUUAAUUAUUGUAAUGUGUAAAUAACACUGUUGCAUAUAAUAUCUCCAUCAGUCACUUAAGUUAUAUUAAUCACUUAUUAAGAUCCAUCUUAAGUUUUGAUAAGUAGUGACAUGAGUAAAGAUGUAAGAGCAGAAUAUUUUCUCUUUCAGGCCUGUGUCACUAUUAUUCAAAGAACACUAUUGUGGUAAACUAGGAUAGUUGCUUAAUUUUACACCUUUGAAGUAUUCUUAACGGUAAGGUGAUUUUCUUUUGGUAUAGUCAUUAACUGGAUGAUUAGGGUUUGAUUGAAAUUUUCUGUAAAGAAUGGAUGUUAGAAUUUAAGUAGAUCAACAUUCGGUUUGUACUGGCUGCAGGGGUACAGAGUGUGAUCUUGGAACUAGAAUGUGUGAAUAUGUCAGGUAUAGGAAAGAAGGGAAGAUGAUAAAUUGCAAAAGCAAUUAAUUAGGUUAGGACUUAAACCUGUCAGUUCUAUCCUACCAAGUGUCCCUUCCUCUGUAGCUAUCUGUACUCAGGCUAGGCAUUUUGGUAGUAAUAGUAUUGAGACUUCCUUUGUGUUUUAGGUUCUAAUACAAGUGUAACUGAGUUCGUGACAGGGAACAUUCCAAAUCCUUCCAUAGUGUGUGCUCUUUUUGCGUUCCCUUGUUAGAAGUAAGGUGUUGGUGCCCGAGCCUUGGACUACCCUAUGAUAGUGUGCCUUGUGAAAGUCAGCUACCAGGGAAUAUACCUACUCCAUCCUUUUACGGUUUGGAUCGCUUUUAAUGCGUUCACUUAAGGAUUGUUUUGCAAAACAAUAAUCUUUGUUCUUUAUGCGCAUUUUGCCGUCAUCAGCACCUAGUUUGAGGAUGUUAGACGCAUAGGAUUAAUAAUAUAGGUAAAGACAGUUUUAUUGAUAUAAUAAUGUGUCUGCAGCAAGUUUUAUUUAUUCUGUUUAUUGUGCAGCACAAAAUAAUACGUUGACUCAGUCGACAUUUUAAUCAGUCUCUCAUGUUUUAUUUAUUCUAAAUUCUCGUCUGCUAGCCUAUUCCUCUUCUUCCAUCGAAAUGCACUUGUUCAUUCUUUGCAUGCUUUUUCUUCGGCUAUUGGCAAAUCUCUUAUUACUGCCUUGAUUAAUGUUUCUCUUUUCGAUCUACAAUGUUUAUAGUAUCUGGUUCUUUCCAGGCUACCCUUAGAUAUUAUUCUAGCUUCAUAGCUUUCUAAUGAUGUAUCAAAUGGGAAUGCUUUCAAGUAUGUUGGUGUCCUUUAAAUAUUUUUUGGAGAAGAGAACCUAAGCUUUCUCCUUCAAUUAAAACGUGUUUCAUAACUUUUCCAGUACUCGGUCGCACAUGGCUUCCUUAAGGUCUGCUGUGGCUUGUCUUGUUUCUAAUUAAGGCGUGGAGUGCUGGAGACUGCCUCUUGCAAUAGAAGCGCGUAUUGGCACUUAAACCAUAUUCGAUAAGAGAUUUGGUUGGUUUCUUUCUCUUUCCUGUGAUGAGAUGAACUCGAGAAUGACAAUGCUUUGGACAUGCUGAAUGGAGUCUCACUCUGGCUUUUUGAAUUGUUAUGUUUUGCUUAGUACGUUGUCUCUUCUCUGUGUCAGUUUAGAAAAAUGUUCCUUCGGCUUCAGCAGAAGUCUCUUUCUCUUUAGUAGGUGGUUUUUAUAUAGGGAGAACGAAUGGACCAGGUGGUAAUUCACUGGGAUUUUACCUUUCUUUCCUAGUUCCAUAAGCAAUUGGAGAUAGGCAGUCAAUCUUGGACAUUUUGAGACUGAAUAACAUGAAGUGUCUGUCUCCAUACUCUUUGGUUUCUUAGCAUGGUUGUAGUGCCUUUCCAAAGAAUGGUCAGACUUGUGGUAGACAUGCAGUAACGCAUUCCUCUUACCACUACAUCCUCAGUCACGACUCACGGAAGUUCUUUCAAGAUGUAUUUACAAGAAGGUAUGGUUGUUCGGUGCACUUUGGGUUAGUGUACAGUGCCUCGAUACGUAUAGUCGCGGAUUUUAUUGCCCAUAAGUUGAUAGUGUCAACUUUAGGAGCAAGAAUAUUUUCUACUGAAUCUGGUUGGCCAACUCUGUCGACAGUAAUCACAGUAUUUUUCUAUUGAGAAAUAUCCUCAAAAAUUUUUUUUUAUCAAUUCAUCAUAAAAUGCACUUAUUGUGAUGAAACUAUUUAAAAAAAAAACAGGUAAACAUAUUUUUAGUGGGUUUUUCUUGAGUUUUACCUCACAAAGUAAGCAGUUUUAAGAGUUUUUACAGGGGCUUCAACUUUUCGCAGGUUCUAGCUAUUCGCGGGGCGGUGUCUGGUACCUAUCCCUUGUGAAUAGGGGGGGAACACUGUACUAUUCCUAAUCCCAAUCCGUUUCUGUACAUUAUGAGUUUUAAUUCUCUAAAUCCUCAUUCUUAUCUAGUAAAGUGGGGAUGAUACUUAAAAUGUGCAGGCUUGUCUGUCAAAGAUGAAUAGGCAAUUCCUUCUUGAAGAGUUUUAGGCCUGAAGGAAGCUUCCCAAAUGGUAGGGCUUUCUUUAUAAAGAAACAAGGCUUCACUCGGGAUUUACAUAAUCAGGCUCAAUUAAUGUACUCGCUGUGUAAGUGAUUAUGACUUACAACUAACGUUCAUUAAAUUUAUAAGUACAGACAGUCCCCGGGUUACAACGGGGUUCCGUUUUUGAGACGCGUCGUAAGCGGAAAAUCGUUGUAAGCCGGAACAUCGUAAAAUAUCCAAAGAAAACCUUACUUUUAAUGCUUUGGGUGCAUUGAAAACUAUGUAAACUGCAAUCUUAUUGCAUUUUUCAUAAAAAAAACCUUCAAAUAUUGAUUAUUUUGCAUUUUUGGUGUCAUAUUUCAUCUGCCAGAUGAGCGCUGUAGGCGUCGUAACCCUGAAAAUAAUGUCUGAUGAAUAUAAUUGAGAAGCGCCUUAACCUCGGAACGUCGUAACCCGAACCCGUCGUAACCUGGGACUGCCUGUAAUCCAGUUGAAAGUGUAAUGACACUAGUUAAAACUCUCUUUGUGUCGCCAGGUUCUGCAGGAGGGACUGUUACCAAGAGUUGUCCAUUUUAUUCUUAGCCUAUGUCCAGGUUUUGGUUUUUCCCUUUAUCAUGCAACACAAAAAGUUUUAACGAGUGUCAUUACACUUUCAUACAACACAGAAUAUUCAACACUACACCUCGUAAAACUUUCUAGAUGUCAGGGCAGUGGAAAGACCAUCAGGGAUGCCUAGCAGAUUUAUCCCUGGUCAGAAACAGUCUAUGUGGGAAGUUUGCUGCUUUGAUUGAAAUGAACAACAUGAUAUUGGUUUGAUCAUUCAUUCUAUGGAAGGACAGUGUUUUGCCAAUUGGGGAUUCCGAAGAACAAACUACCUACAGAUGACCUUUACAUCCGUAAGUUCGGCAGUUGCUGUGGGAUUUGAGGAGCACUCGUGUAGACUCUAGCAUGUAGAUGAACUGGAACACCCAGACAAUUACUACUCCUUUGAUGGUCCUCAGGCUUGAGCAGUGGAUGUGUUUCCUUAAGUUUGGUCCGAUUCAGAUUCAUGGUGUCACCUGUAGAGCCCUUGUCGCCACAGAGCAAAUGAUUUUCAGGAUUCCUAGCGAUCUUGGUAGAUGCAUCUUUUAUUCUUCCUUUAAGAGGAAAUCAACUCUGCACAAUUUCAUGCACUUCCACUAACUUAUGCAUCUCCUUCUUAACCACUUGGAGAUGCUAGAAUGUCCCCUCCCAAUAGUAAGGAGAUUUUCAAGUUAUCAUAGAAUCUAUUCUUAAUCAAGUGGAAAACAAUUGUGGCGUUGUAUCAGAAGCAGCUGUCAGUGUAUUGGUGAGGGUCCAUUCUAGAGGAAUUUUUAUCAGCAGGAACCUUUUAGACGUCAAUGUUUUCAGCUUUAUUAGAGAUAGUAUCCUUGGUAUUGCAUCCUGCUUUUGGAUCUCGCUGAGGAUCAGCACUGAGGUAUUGAGAUUGAAGCCCCUUCAUCUCUAUAUCAGUUUCUCUGGAGUUUAGAUGUCUAAACUUUAUUUGAAUUAUUUACUAUGAAACCUUUUAUUUAGUGCUAUCAACAGUUAAUGAGUCAAUUUAUUGCAAGCACUUUUUCUCACUGUCGUAAAGGGAAUGC